Messenger RNA from Rhincodon typus (whale shark), 3135 nucleotides. Its product is annotated as protein NEDD1-like. Gene Ontology annotation, biological process: microtubule nucleation; mitotic cell cycle. The transcript is spliced from 14 exons. The record is from RefSeq and is a predicted model, not a curated record. Gene Ontology annotation, cellular component: centriole; spindle pole; ciliary basal body. Gene Ontology annotation, molecular function: gamma-tubulin binding. NCBI's taxonomy places the organism in Eukaryota, Metazoa, Chordata, Chondrichthyes, Orectolobiformes, Rhincodontidae. Bases 210 to 1889 code for a protein of 559 amino acids.
UCUUCUCCCCUUUUUCCAAGACCGCUCUUAUUAAGAGUGGUUUUUCACUCCGCUUUCUAUCUGAACCAGAAGGAAACUUCCUAGGAUCGUUUUGGAACCGCUAGAGCUACAGCCGGCAGAAAGUGUGAGAGCUUAGGGCCAAACAGCAUCAACAAAAGUCCUGGAGAAUUGUUCCUUGCACAGCGUCGAUAAAUUGUGAAGCAAAAGCCAUGGAGGAAACCCUGAAGCUGGUAUCGGCAGGAGAUUGCAUCCAGAUCUGGAAUUUACUUUCAUUCUCCCCAGAGACACACUUUAACCCUCAUGACUCUGAGCAGGAAGUGUCUUCUCUUUGUUGGAGCUCCAAUAAUCAGUUUCUAGUCAGUGCUGCCAGUGGAGGUGAUAGGAUUUCUGUGUCCAUAUGUAAAACCAAGCCGGUACACCUUUGGAGUAUUGCAGAACAGAGAGGACAGACUUGUGUCUCACUGAAUUCUACAAUGAAUUUGAUUCUGAGUGGAGGAAUGGAUUCUGCUGUCAACAUAUGGGACUUGAAAACCAAAAAACUGCACAAAUCCUAUAAGGGUCACAAGGCUGCAGUAACUUGUCUCACCACUGAUUGGGAUGACCAGUGCAUUCUCUCAGGGUCACUGAGUGGUGACAUAAUUCUGCACAGCAUGCUGACUGAUGAAGCUCCCACCAGGUUUUACUGUCAUAGUCAACAGCCCCUUCGUGACCUGAAGAUCUCUUGCUUCCAAAGGUCGCUGUUGGGAAGCAUUGGAGAUGAUGGCAGUCUUAGAAUAUGGGACAUAAACAGCCUACAGAUGCAACAUAGCUUUGACCAUGUACACAAAGCCCCUGCGGCAGCGCUUUGUUUUUCACCAGUGAUUGAGCCAUUGAUUAUCACAGUUGGCCUUGAUAAGCAAAUCUCAGCUUUUGAUGUUCGGAGCAAAUCUGUAUUGUACAGUAUUCGAGCAGAUUGUCCACUAACUGCACUUGAGCUCCUACCAGAUGGGACUGCUCUGUUGAUUGGAAGCUCCUGGGGAAAGGUCAACCUGUAUGACCUCAGAAACAUGGAAUUUCCAGUGAAAUCUUCCAAGGCUCACAACAGUGCUGUACGAUGUAUUAAACUUCGGGCUGUGAGAGGCAAGUUUCAGGCUGCUUGGCCCACUGUUUGGAAUGAAGUAAAAGGGGGAGUCUCCAGUGCAACAACAACUGACAACACUAACAAUGUUGUCAGUACCUUGCCCAGUGACCCCUCUUCUUUGCAGGUCAACGCGAUCACUGUAACCAAACCCUCGCCACAGUUUAGAAAGGCAAUAUUUCUUGCAAGAAAUAGCUUUGGGGAAGUCUUCUCACCUAUCAGAUCAGAGAUGAACCAUACAGACAUUUCAACCACUGAAUUCAGCUCAACAUCUGUCAAUUGUGCCUCAAAUUGCUCUUCUCCGAGUAAAAGUGGAUUCCAUGUUGAGAAGCUAGCUAACCUUGCAAGGUUAGCUGUGGGAAAUUUCAGUGAAGAUGCCUACUCGACAGCGGAGAGAUUUGACCAAGUGCAGAGCCUACACAAUUGUAAUUCAAAACAGAAAAUGAUUGGACAAAAACUUAAUCAUAAGACCUUGGCUGAUAUGUUGAAUACUCCUCCUGGCCAGGCAGGUGAAGGAGGAACAAAAGAAUGGACUAUUUCCUUGCCAAAGACCCAGCUACUACCAAACUUAUUGAAAGAUGCCUUGGAAAAAUUCAGUGAGGAGCACCAUAAGGAAGUUGUUGGACUGCAGCUGGCCAUGAUCCAUGAAUUUCACAUUCAGCAGCAUGCAAUUGAUGAAGCAGUACUUAAGCACUUAAAAGUCAGUGAAGAAUUGUUGGGGGAAUAUGUGAUCUUAAAGGAAGAAAAUGAACGACUGAAAGUGUUUAACUGAUGUACAUGUGUAAACCUGAGGCAAUGUAGUCUGUAUUCCAAGCCAUAGUAAUGAGGAGCUCUGCUCGAUCAAGUUUGAGCCAAACUUGACUACAAUCAGUCUAUCUUCACCUUUAUUUCAAACCCUUGAAAAAUUGAAAUGGGAGAAAUGUCCCGCUUUAAUUUCUUUAAAAAAAAAUGCUGCUUUUCUGUUGUGAUUUGGAUCAUCUGUUUCUGUACACAAUUAAAAGUGACUGCCCAUAUAGAAAGAUAAAUUUUAUAAUUCUGUCAGGGUAACGAGAGCGUGCCCUUCCGUGGAUUUGGAAAAAUGACUCCCCACUACUAAAGUAGGCAUAAUUUACACUGGAAUAUUUGGUUACUGUUUGUUUGCUGGCUAUCUGUAUGUACACAAAGUGGAUGCAAGUAGCUACUUCAUAAUGGUUACGUGCAGUGAGUGAGUUCAGCGGCAAUUUAUUUUUCAUUGAGUGUUCCAUUUUUUGAUAUUUGAAAAAAAUUACAUACGUCAGAAAUGCAUUGAUCAGUGUGUGAUUAGGUAACUGUUUUUCAGAAUGUCUCUGUCUCUUUCCUAUGUAAUGGGGUAUAGGGAUUCAGUAUUUUGUAGGACUGUGAAGAAUAGCUCUGUUUUGAACUUGUGGAAUUUACUGUAAGUGCCAACAAGUAACAAUGAAUCUUUCACUGUAUCCCAUCAAUUGAAAAACUGUUGUGGUUUUCAAUGUGGAUGUAAUGACGUUUUUAUCGAUGGCUUCUAAGCAGCCAUGGGAAGGAAAAUUGAUUAUUUUGUAUGUUGCCUCCAAGUCUUUUAUGUUGUAGAAAGAUGUAGGGAGAAGGUGGCAGCACUUGACAAAUUAUUACUUGAAUGGAAACAUCUCUUGCAAGUGCUAGCUUUUUUUCAAGCUGUAUAUAGUUUGUGUCAAUUUGGGCUGUUUUUCUGUAACAUUGUUUGUGAGGCAGUUAUAUCUGGCCUUUUUAUGUCUUUGCAUUGGAGUGAAGGAAUUCAACUUGUUUUGUGGUGUCCUUAGAUCUCAUCAGAUACCUGGUUGCUUGGAUUCACUUUAUUGAGGCAAUCUAAUGUUUUAACAAUAAUGUAACAACUCGGCUGGAUUACUCACGUAGUUGGCCAGAAUUAAGUAUAUUUGUAUCACCAUUCUUUAACAAGGGAUAUUUUAAAAAUAAUCUAAAUAGUUGGGAUUUAUAUUGAUUUCUGUUUUCUCUUGGAUGUUAGUUUACAUCCUCCUUUGCCUUUUUAU